AUGGUGGGAAGGUAAGAACAAAAACGUUAUAUAAAAUUAAUAACAUGGUAUUUGAUGACAAUUUUAUUGUGUAUUUAUAGUAUUUUAGUGUGCAGUACCCUUUGGAAGACUUGUUGCGUAACAUUGUUCAACGGUUUGGAUUGCCUGAACCUGAAGACGUAAAGAUAAAUACAAAUGACGGUGGGGUAGUCGAAGAAGUUGUUGGUGCACGUGUAUUUUCUCGAAAAUUGCUUACCCAAAAUUAACUCGACAUAAAAAAAUUUUCCGGACAUUAUACUGUAUUUUCAUUUUCUUUAGGGUUAACGUAACGUUGUUUGCAGUAAUUUUCCCUUAAUGUUUUCGUAAUCUCCCUAAAUUUUUGCUAUUAUUAUUAGUUUUUAAUCAGUGUCACUCCUAUAUUUUACUUUUUUCCUUCCUAUCCAAUUCAUAUUUUGCCGACUAUGAAAACAAUUUGCCGACUGCGAUUCAAUAAUUCGCCGCCUCUGUAUAUCGGCAGUACCUGGUCAGCUGUAGAGGAAUCUGAAACGGUAGUUCGUGAGAAAAAGAAAGGUAAGGUAUAUGGUAUGUCUACACUCGCGUUAAAGCACUUGCGGUAACUAUACUACUAGUAUAAAUAUGUUAUUAGCCAUUUGUUACGAAUCCUUCAAUUUGAUUGCUGGAGCUACUCACUGCAAGUAAAGUUUCGCGCUAAAUAAAUUACAGUAAUAGUAACACCACUGGCCAUGCGCAAGAAAAGUCCAAUUAAAUGCUAUGGUUGUCUAGUCACGUGAUGUGAGUGUUGGUUAUUCAAAUCCGAGUCUAGCGCUUUUCUUAAACCUUUCUAUCUGUAAGCGUCAGUCAGCGUGGCUGGUUCUCCUAGGGAAGGUACCAUGUUGGUUAUGUGGAAUUUGAACAACUCUCGCACACAAUGACGACAUUCUCGCACACCAUGGCUAAGAUUCAGCAGAAUUGUCAUGCAUUAGUGCUAAAAAAUCCCCUCCCUAUACAUCUCUAACUAAUAUACUUUAUUUUAUAAGAAACAACUUACCAUAUCAACUCAUAUGACUUUUAGCCCCAGAAGGUCCUCCACUGAAUGUCAAAGUGACUGCAGAAAGCUCAUCAUCAUUAUCUGUCACGUGGGAACCUCCUGAAAAAGACAAAAAAAAUGGUAUGAUCGUCAACAUGAAAAAAGUAAACCUUGCUUUAAAGAACAAACUGCAAAGGAAAAGAUGUUAGUUAUCGCAAGUUUGAAUGCCUCAACCAAAUAUUAUGUUCGUGUUCUUGCAAGCACUAAAGUUGGUCCCGGACCAUACAGUGAAAGUAAAGGGAAAUUCACCAAUGGAAGUAAGUUCCUCUUUUGCAUUAAGACGCGUAAUGAAUAAAAGAAAGAGAGCUAUAUUUGUAAAUCGGAUACAGAUUUCGACCUGUUAAAGAUAAACUUUAGCUUAGAUUUUCUCAAAUAGUGAGAAGGAUACAGAUCGGUUGCCCUACUGCCUGCGUCGCAGACGGUGGGUGAAACUUUGGGACGGUAAGUUUGACCGUCUUUAAACUUACCGUCCCAAAGUUUCACCUACCGUCUGCGACGCACGCUACGGUUGCCCAUGCUUUAUAUUUUAUUUAAAUAAUUCAUAAGUCUACAUAUUUUCUUCAUAGAACAACCACAGGUGUCCACAAAUGAAACAGAAUAUACACUGACUUUCCCCUUGCAGAUUCCUUCACGAAAUUUCACGUAAGUUCAAAACGUUUAAAAAACCACAUAGGAAUAUUGCACCUCGCGAUAACGACCUGCACAGGACGUUAAGGCUGUUCUGUGAAUUUACCUUGCGCAUUUUAUCAUAUAGAAAUUUGUUUGUAGGCAUUUUUACGUCGUGGCUUUGAAAUUAAAAGACGGACAGAAAGUUCAAUCUCCAGCAAGUUAUGAAAACAACGAGUUAGUAACGUACGCUGAGACAGAAAAAUCAAGCGACCCGAAACCUUAUAUCGCUGCAGUACUAACAUCAAAGGAUGAAAACAUGUUUACACUUGGUGAUGGCAGAAAUACAAGUAAUCCAACAUCACGAAGACGCAGAUCAACCUCAAGUGGUUAUUAUAAUGGUCCGUUGGAGCCUGGCACUAGUUACAGUAUUUUUCAAAGGAUUUUUAUCAAUGACAAGGUAUGGUAUUUUCAGUAUUUGUUGGUUAUCACACUUUAGAAGUAAAAAUUUCCUUGUCUAAAGCCUGGUUUACACUAUCAAAAUUUCUCUGAUCACAGUGGGAAGUUUAAGUUUUGAAGGUUUUGUAAGAAAUAUUUGAGGGAACUGUCUCACUGUUAAACACAUAUUUUUAUUUACCCUAUGAGUCUACAUUCAAUUCUGAACAUUAUUUUUAACUUGACAGACAAAUAUACCAUCACUUUUUUUCUACAGAGUGAAUAUUACUCGACAGAUUGGAGUCCUGCUUCAAAAACGGUCGGCGACGUCCUAGUUCCAGGUACGUCAUUUAAGAAAAUUCUACUGAUACUUGAGCUAUAUAUCUGCUGUUAUCCUAACGAAGUAUACUACUUUUACCCUAACGAAGUAUACUACAGAAAUUGAAUUGUGAAUUUAUGGAGACAGUAUAUUAUUACAAUCUUUAAAUGAUUUUGUAUAUUUCUGUUUCCCAGGUGGCCCUCGUGUAUUGACCAACAUGUCCAGUGGUGAGACAAAGGCAAAGGAAAGUGAUCUUGUCAACCUACUGUGUUCUGCUCAAGGUGAACUUCCAAUUACUUUCACCUGGGAAAAAGACCAAAAGUCACUGGAAAGUUUCAUGGAAACUGAAAAGCCUCACCGCAGUUCUUUACUUGCUGUAACAGUGAAAGACCAAACAAGUUUCGGAAAAUAUAUUUCUCAUAUCCAAGAUCAAUUUCAAAGCACUAUUCACACAAUUUCGAUCCAAAAAGAUACAGGUAAUGCUACAUUUGAUUUAUGCAACCUUCAUAAAUUUUAUAAAACAAAAACUAAUCAGAACACAAUCCGUUUCUGUUUUAAAAUUUAAAUGAGUUAUCUUAAAUGAUUGCGUGUUCCGAAGAUGUACAUUUUUAGACAUUCAAAGUUAACGUGUUGUUUAAUUUUCCCAUAGGUGAAAAAUAUCUUGCUGGAAUUAUAGUGUUAGCAAUUCUGCUGGUAAUUUCAUUUGUUAUAAUUGCUUAUUUCAUCUAUCAAAAUCGUCGACUCAAAUCAUUGAAGGCAAGCCCGGAGAACAAGAGCAAGGACAGAAAUAAUUCAGAAGAAAUUGAUAAAAAUCCUGACAAUGAUGAUGCGAAUUAUGAAGACAUGGAAAAUGAAGAGUCGACGUAUACAGCUCUCAAAAAACCUGGCCCUGGGGAGGAAGAAAAUGAUAGUCAUUUAUAUGCCCAUCUACAUGAAGUACACACGGACACGGACUAUGUGAAUCAGAAGCAAACUGGAUUUUAAGAAGGCUUGUACGAAGCCCG
This is a messenger RNA of Paramuricea clavata, 3430 nucleotides long. Lineage: Eukaryota; Metazoa; Cnidaria; Anthozoa; Malacalcyonacea; Plexauridae. The record is from the annotation of a GenBank genome assembly.